This is a messenger RNA of Vicia faba (fava bean), 252 nucleotides long. The record is from the annotation of a GenBank genome assembly. NCBI's taxonomy places the organism in Eukaryota, Viridiplantae, Streptophyta, Magnoliopsida, Fabales, Fabaceae.
AUGGAACCAAUUGGGGUUCUGCGGGGUGGAAACAAUUGUGUUAUUUUUGUUGAAAAUUCAAGUUUUGAAGAAGAAGAAGAAGAAGAAGAAGAACCUGACGAGGAUGAGAUAAAUGAUCAUGGGAAUCAACAUAACCAUGAUUAUCGAGUGAAGGUUGAUAUUCCAUUAUUCUAUAAAACUAUUGGAGUGGAGGAGUUUCUGGAUUGGAAGAUCGGCGUUGACAGAUUCUUUGACGUCAUUGGGCAUCCCUGA